AACACUAUCUUGUCGUUUUGGUGAUUGAAAGUUAAACGAUCUCGCUUAGCUUCGAUCUCAUUGAACCCUAUUCUUGUUUAUCUCCUUCCCCUAAAUACCAAAAACCAGAGAAGAGAAUUUCAAUCCCUAAUAAAGUUUCGUCUCGAAACGAGACUCCAUGCGACUCUGGUUCUCCCCCUUCGCCCUCUCCACAGAGGACUUGUUUGAUUUCGCUUCUAAACUCGUAGUUUCUUUUCAGCAUACGGAUACUCUUGCACAAUUCACCGAUCAUGUCCUUCGAUUCACAUGCCCCUAAUCCCUACCCCAAGGGUCUCCUCUGCAAUGCCGGCGCUGGUGCUGCCGCUGGAGUUAUUGCUGCUACGUUUGUGUGUCCUUUAGAUGUUAUCAAAACUCGGUUUCAGGUUCAUGGAACGCCUCAGCUCGCUAAUGGAAGUGUUAAAGGCAGUGUUAUAGUUGGUAGUUUGGAACAAAUAUUUCACAAGGAGGGAUUGCGUGGCAUGUACCGUGGGCUAGCCCCAACUGUGCUGGCCUUACUUCCAAACUGGGCGGUCUAUUUUACAAUGUAUGAGCAGCUCAAGAGCCUACUUUGUUCUGAUGAUGAAAGCCAUCAUCUCUCAUUUGGAGCUAACAUGUUAGCUGCUUCAGGUGCUGGAGCUGCCACUACCAUUGCUACAAAUCCACUCUGGGUUGUCAAGACUAGACUCCAAACCCAGGGAAUGAGACCUGGUAUUGUGCCAUAUAGGAGCACACUAUCUGCUUUGAAGAGAAUUGCUCAUGAGGAGGGCAUCCGAGGGCUAUACAGUGGCCUUGUACCUGCUCUGGCUGGUAUCAGUCAUGUUGCCAUACAGUUUCCAACAUAUGAGAAAAUUAAAUUUUAUUUGGCGAAACAAGAUAACACAGCAAUUGAUAAGCUCGGUGUUCGUGAUGUUGCAAUUGCCUCAUCAGUCUCCAAAGUUUUCGCAUCCACACUAACAUAUCCUCAUGAGGUUGUUCGUUCUAGAUUGCAAGAACAAGGGCACCACUCAGAGAAGCGGUACUCUGGUAUGACUGACUGCAUUAGAAAGGUAUUUCAACAAGAGGGGCUUCCUGGUUUUUACCGCGGGUGUGCCACCAAUCUCCUGAGGACAACCCCAGCUGCUGUAAUCACAUUCACCAGCUUUGAAAUGAUGCACCGUUUUCUUGUUUCAUUUUUUCCUUCUGACCCACAGCCACACAUUUUGUGAUGAUGGAGCAUGGUGGUUGUCUAUAAUCUGCAGCAGUAGAAUGGUUCCAAAACGUAAGCUAGUCCAGCCAACUAAUCUUUUUUUUGGUGAUUAAGAUCCUAUUCUUUGCGAUUCUUAAUUGUUAUGUAUGGUAGAUUUCCACAUCAUUUGAACCAAAAUUUAGUCGUUUUCCCCCGUCAAACCCUGCAAAUUAAUUGAUUUUGGUGGUGGUGGACGGAGGUCUUAAUGUAUAUUGGAAAGUGAUAAUGACGAUAAAGAUGUUAGUGUUACAACGUGGCGUUGUUUAUUUUAUUUUGAA
Messenger RNA from Gastrolobium bilobum, 1521 nucleotides. RefSeq names its product nicotinamide adenine dinucleotide transporter 1, chloroplastic-like. The record is from RefSeq and is a predicted model, not a curated record. Gene Ontology annotation, biological process: NAD transmembrane transport. Gene Ontology annotation, molecular function: NAD transmembrane transporter activity. Lineage: Eukaryota; Viridiplantae; Streptophyta; Magnoliopsida; Fabales; Fabaceae.